UAAUAAACAAACAUGUGGCAUGACUCUUGUGGGUUCAUUUUAGAGUCUAGCUUAUUUCAACACCAAUUAGUAUAUAUAGGAAGAGGGAGAACACAUGUUUGAAGCAUAUAAGAAAUGAUAUAAUUCAAUUCAAUAGUAUAUAGUAUAGUAUGAGAGAGAAAUUAGAUAGCCUUAAUUAGAGUUUGAUAUAAGAAAUCAUUAUGGGAAAAGGAAGAGCACCAUGUUGUGAUAAGAGUCAAGUGAAGAGAGGACCUUGGAGCCCUGAUGAAGAUCUUAAGCUUAUUGCUUUUGUUCAGAAAUAUGGUCAUGAAAAUUGGAGAGCUCUCCCUAAACAAGCAGGUCUUCAGAGAUGUGGCAAAAGUUGUCGUUUGAGAUGGAUCAAUUAUUUGAGGCCUGAUUUAAAGAGAGGCAAUUUUACAGCAGAGGAAGAGGAAACCAUAAUAAGGCUACAUAAGGCCAUCGGAAACAAAUGGUCAAAGAUUGCAUCAUGUAUGCCUGGUAGAACAGAUAAUGAGAUCAAGAAUGUGUGGAAUACACAUUUAAAGAAAAAAUUGGUCGUAAAAAAUUCAGAGUCAAGUGCCUCAGAAUCCAAAUUAGAAUCAUCAAUAACCUCAUCCUCUUCAUCAGAAUCAUUUUUAUCAUCAAAUGAGGUACCAAAGAGUACUACUCCUGCAACUAGUGAAUUUAAUGAGCAAACUUCACAAGUGACAAUGACAAAUGAAAUUAAGAAAGAUUAUGAAAAACAAUUAUCCUCUAAUAUUGAACUUGUUAAGGAUCCAAAAGAUUCCUCAAAUAUUUCAUUAUCUUCAAUUGAGUCUAAUAUAUUGAACACAAGCCAAAUUGGUGACAUGGCUUCUCCAUUAAGCUAUUUAGGAUCUUAUGAUGUUGACAAUAUAUUACAAGAAGUUGAAAAACCAAACAAUUUGAUUGAAAUACCAUGGGAAUCAGAUUAUGAUCUUUGGAAUUUUAUAGAGAAUAUUGGAACUUAUCAAUCAAAUGAUCAAGUACAAUUAGAGGGGUUUCAAGCUAGUGAUGAAAAUAUUAUUAAUUUUGGUGAAGAAAAUGUUCAAGAUGUUGUUGAAGCAAAAAAGUGGUCCCAUGAAUUUGAGAAUGAGUUUGGAGUAGGUGAAAAAUUGGAGUCAAACAAAGGUGAUGGGGUCCUACCAAAGAAUUAUGAUGCAGUUGAGCCAGAAAUUGACCCUCAUGCAUUUGAUUUCAAUGAUAUCACAAUGCAAGAAUCUGAAUUAGACUUUGGUAACAUUCAAUUGUGGCCCUCUUUGCCUCAAAAUAAUAACUUGGGGGGAUAAAUAAGUUUUUAUGUGAUUCAUGAAUUUGUGAUUUAAUCAGUAUAGGUAUACUGACAAUGGGAAAUUAAUCAAAGGUUAUUAGGUGAAUUUGAUGUAUGAUGGAUUUCAUGUAUACUUUUGAAAAUUAUGUUAGAAUAGAUUGUAGUUUGAAGCACAAAUAUGAAAUAUGCAAUAAUAUAUACUAUUAAAU
Molecule: messenger RNA, 1497 nt
Organism: Cicer arietinum (chickpea)
Lineage: Eukaryota; Viridiplantae; Streptophyta; Magnoliopsida; Fabales; Fabaceae
Product: transcription factor MYB58-like
Source: RefSeq, a predicted model, not a curated record